UGACUUUCUUCUCUAUCAUGCCCUAAAAAAUCAACAAAGAAAAGUACUCUUCUCAAAGUCCCUACUAAAACUUGUAAGUUGUAAUUGAGAAUUGAGAUGUUUCUCACUCUCCUCCAACUGACAACUUCACAUGCAGAUACAGGUACAUAUUGGACCCCACCUAAAUAAUCAUCUCACAUGGAAGUGAGAUGAGAUGACAUUCACCUUCAUCCUUCAUCAUCUCUUCUCAAUUCUCAUCCUUCCAUUCAUUUCUCUUUCACUUUAUCUUCACAGAUUCCUUCUUUUCAGAUAAAACCAUGCAUUACUUUUCAUUAAUUUCCUUUAAUCUUUAAUAUUCUAGGUUUUCCAUUUUCCAAAUUUCAUUUUUUUAAUCAUACCCAAUCACCUGCUCUGACUACAUGGGUAGAAAGAGAUUAGAUUAGUCUGUAUUCCAUAUUCCCUGAUUUAACAAUUCCCAUCUUCAAUUCUGUCAUUUCAGUACCACUUUCCUUCCUCUCUUCUCUGUCUCUGGGUUGUCAUUAUUUUUUCUUUGUGUUUUAAUCAACCAAACCCCAAACAUUUCUUCUUGGAUCUGCAAAUAUUCUCCUUUAAGUUGCUUUUUUUUCUAGGAAAAAUUUGUUCUUGUGUAUAGGAUCUUAAUGCUUCUCUACUUACUGCGUUGACACAUUAUUGGGAGUUUUUCUGGAAACCCAUUUAAGUUUAUUGAUUUUGCUAAUCUGGGUUUCUUCAAUUUUCCUGUAAUUUUAAUAUUUAGGGUUGAUAAAUUGCCCAGAAACUGAAUCUUGAUUUCUGGGUACUUAGUAAAUGAACCUGCAUUUAGUUGAUUUUCACAAUUUGGUUGGUGGGUGAAGUACUACUGGUCCUACUAUAUUCCAAUUUGUUUGUUUUUGAAGUGAUAGCAAAGAUAACAACUCAAAUUGUGCUGAUUUUCCAUUCAGGGUAUUCCUUUAUAUGCAAGCAAUUCUCUGGUUUGGAUGGUGUUAUAUGUUGCAGUAAUUGAACAAAUAAUAAAGGGAUUUUUGCCAGAGUUUUAAUACAAAGUAUAUGGUUGGUGGGUGAAAAUUUAGGGUAUGUAUUUUACUGAAAAAAAAUCUCUUUUAAGUGUGUCUCAGAAGAAUCUGGGUGUGUCUCAGAAGAAUCUGGGUUUGGUUACAUAUUCCCCACUUAGAUUCUGACAUUGCAGUACUGAGAUUGGGCAAGUUGGAUUUGGAUUUUACUGAACUUUGAGCAAAAUUGCUUAAACAUUACCUUUAAAAAGAGGGAAAAGUAUAUCCGAGGUUGAGGGUGUUUGUAUUCUAUUUGGUUGAUAAUAAUCAAAGGGUUUUUUUUUUAAUCAUUUUGGGUGUGAUGGCUGCAAAACUGUUGCAUUCAUUAGCAGAUGAUAAUCCAGAUUUGCAGAAGCAAAUUGGAUGUAUGACUGGUAUUUUUCAAAUCUUUGAACGCCAACACCUCAUUUCUGGGAGGCGCCCUAACCAAAGAAGGCUACUUCCUCCUCCCUCAGGUAGUUCCAAGUUUAGCAACGGAGUCCUGGACGCGGAAUCCAGUAGUGCAUACAAUCGUGAAACUCUGGAAAAGAAUCCAAACAAAAAUGCAAAUGAAAAACGAGCGUCCACAGAAUCAUCAAGAGCCUCGUUUUCCUCCUCUUCACGUUCAUCAUCAUUUUCUUCCCUUGAUUGUGUCAGAACAGGACAACCAGAGCCAUCUUCAAUGGAUCGAAUUAUUUUUCCCGAGACUCCUUCAAGGGAUCCCGUCAUAAGCCAGACCAGUGCUAGUCCCAAGAUGGGAAGACUCUCGGUUGAUAUUCGGGAUGUAGUCAAGGAUUCAAUGUACAGAGAUUCUCGAGGUCUAUCAGUCCAGACGGCUGUUAAAGAGGAUGGGUCAAGCCACACUUUAAAACAUUACGACUCCCCAAGACCUCUGCAGCUGUCCAAAUCUGUGGAUGGCGCAUUAGGCGUUGGGAAAGGUGAUAACAUGGCAGCUGACAUCAAGGAGUCCAUGAGAGUUCUUGCAAAACUUCGUGAUGCACAGUGUAACUAUAAUGAAAAAGAAGUCCCAACAAUAUCAAACGAGUCAAAGGAAGAAUCUUUCUUUUCGAGACCAAAGGAUGCACCAAGAUUCUCUUAUGACGGAAGAGAAAUAAAUCGCAAGAUUAAAGAUCUUCCGAGGCUUUCUUUAGACAGUAGAGAAAGCUCUGCGAGGGGAUACUUUAUCGACCCAAAAUUAAGCAGCAAUAGUUCUAAUGAAAGAGUUACUUGUGCACAGCAGCCGCUAACUAACCAGUCACGGCACUCUAUUGUUGUGGCCAAACUCAUGGGUCUUGAUUCGUUGCCUGCUAGUAAGCGAUCUAAUGAAAGUCAGCUUGGGCACAUAAAAAUAUUCUCCGAAGAGAGGCGUCCCUCGUUAGCACCCUUGAGAGUCCCUGAUGCAUGCAGGCCAGUCCGACUUCCUAAAUCGCCUAGGAGUACUAGAAAGGAGUCGACUUCUCCAAGAUGGAAGAAUGCUGAUGCAGUCAUGAAACCGGUUUCUACUUCGAAAAUCUAUAUCGAACCUGCACCGUGGAAGCAUCUAGACUCUGGUCGAGCUUCUCCGAAGCAUGCUUCAAAACCAAUGAAGUCCACACCGAGUACAUCGAGCACUUCCCCUUCUGUUUAUGGUGAAAUUGAGAAGAGAUUAAAAGAUAUCGAGUUCAAACAAUCGGGAAAGGACCUUAGAGCUCUAAAGCAGAUACUUGAAGCAAUGCAAGCAAAGGGCCUUUUGGAGGCUACAAAAGAUGAACAAUCUUUGGAUGUAAGAAAUAAGAGAGACCAUGAUGGUUCCGAGAUGCGGGCUGGAACGACAAGCUCCAACGACUUUCAUACUGGUAGAGCUAUUAAUUCUAAACAAAAGGGAAGUGUUGCACCCCAAGCAUUUGAAUCUCCGAUUGUUAUUAUGAAGCCUGCUAAACUUGUUCAGAAGUGCGGUAUUCCUGCUUCGUCCAUCAUUCCUAUCGAGGGAUUGCCUGCUCUUCAAAGACCCCAUAGUAAUGAAGGUGCAUCUCACCGAAAGAAUUCUGUUGGCACGAAAACACUAAAGGGUCAGACCAUUAAAGAUGGUCGCAGAGAUCAGGUUGCGACUUCUGAUAAGAAACAUAAUAAUAGAAGUUUGAGAGCGACUUCAACUUCCUCAAGGUCUUCACAGCUAGUCAAGGAUAACCCCACAAAUUCAACAAAAAAUCCCGGUUCCAUAAGCCCAAGAUUGCAACAGAAGAAACUCGAGUUUGACAAGAGAUCUCGUCCACCAACACCUCCUGCUGAUUCAAACAAGUCAAGAAGACAACCUAAGCUGUCAACUGAAGCUGGUUCUCCUGGCGGAAGGCGCCGAUCAACUAAGACCAGUGCUUUGCAACAGCAUGAUGACCCAUCAAGCGGUAAAUGUGACGAUUCCAGAAAUUUGGGCUGCCAAGAAGACUAUGUAUCGCAUUCUGACGUGAAUAUGAGUUUGGAGUCGAGGAAAUGUACAGAGGGCUUGCGGCAGCCUGCAGAAGUGGGCAUCUCACAUAUCCCAUCCGGGAAUAAGCAUUGGGUUUCCAAAGAGGACGAUGUGAGCUUGAGGUUGAGCGAAGAGCAUAUGGUGGGUGAUCUUGCUAUCGCUCCUGAACAACCAAGUCCCGUUUCUGUGCUCGACUCUUCUGCAUACAUGGAGGGCUCUCCAUCUCCCGUUGAACAAUCUUCACAUACUCUUGAAGUUGCUAAAUCAGAUGAAACCGAGGAAGACAUGUGGGAUUCUGUAGAAGCUAAUUCUACCGAGGAAAAGGUUUUGGAGUUUCCUUCUGAGAUCAGUCGAAAGAAAUUGCAGAGUAUUGAUAACUUGGUUCAGAAGCUCAGACGAUUGAAUUCGACUCAUGAUGAAGCCCAGACAGACUACAUUGCCUCGCUGUGCGAGAACACGAAUCCAGAUCACCGAUACAUAUCUGAGAUACUGUUGGCUUCAGGCCUCCUGCUCAGAGAGCUUAGUACCGGCUUGACAGCCUUCCAACUUCACCCAUCCGGCCAUCCCAUCAACCCCGAACUUUUUUUCGUGCUAGAACAAACGAAGGCAAGUAGUUUGCUUGCCAAAGGGGAGAAUGACGAGACUUCCCUUAGCAAGUCCAAGCCGGAAAAGUUUCACCGCAAGCUCAUAUUUGAUGCCGUAAAUGAAAUCCUUGCAGAAAAGUUAGCCUUGGUGGGUCCACCUCCCGAGCCCUGGUUGAAGCCCGUGAAACUUGCUAAGAAGACCCUUAAUGCUCAGAAGCUUCUCCGAGAGUUGUGCUCCGAGAUUGAACUGCUUCAAGAAAAAAAGCACGAUUUAUGCUCAGAAGAAGAGGACGAUGGACUGAAAAACAUCUUGUGGGAGGAUGUAAUGCGCAGAUCGGAUAGUUGGACAGAUUUCCGAACUGAAAUUUCUAGCACUGUCCUUGAUGUCGAGCGAUCCAUCUUUAAAGAUUUAGUGAACGAGAUCAUCAUUGGCGAGGCUGCUGGCCUUCGACGCAAGCCUAACAGCCGUUGCAGGCAGCUUUUUUCUAAGUAACAUUCCCCCCUUUUAAUGAUUGAUAAUUAUUUUUCUCUUAUUCUGUAUUAAGGCAGAAAAUAAGAUUGCCACAGAUAGGAACUAAAAAUACUUGUUUUCAUUAACAUGUCAAGUUCUGCAGAAGAUUGUAUAGAGUAUCAUAUUGCAAGUCUUUAAUCCAUCUUUUGCGUCUGUAAAGACCAUUAAGGUUUUGAUCCUCUAUAUUAUAUAUUACCUUAUACUAGCUUAAAUUAUUUUUUUUUACAUAUUAUCCGUUCAUAUAAAUGGAGGUCCCAAUGUUGUAGAA
Messenger RNA from Amaranthus tricolor (Joseph's coat), 4831 nucleotides. RefSeq names its product protein LONGIFOLIA 1-like. The record is from RefSeq and is a predicted model, not a curated record. The transcript is spliced from 5 exons. Lineage: Eukaryota; Viridiplantae; Streptophyta; Magnoliopsida; Caryophyllales; Amaranthaceae. The coding region runs from base 1348 to 4545 and encodes 1065 amino acids. Gene Ontology annotation, biological process: regulation of monopolar cell growth.